UUUCAGCCAAGCUCUCUGCAAGUCACGUGCCUUCAUCAUCCUGUUUCAAUCUCCUUUCUAAAACCCUAAAUCUUUACACUUUAGUCUUUACAAUUGAUCAUCUUCUUCUUUCAUCUUCCUUUCUCUUCAAAAAUGGGCAGUGAUGAAAAAUUCAGCUUCUACAAGUUCAUUCAACCUGGCCAAACAUCUUUGGAAACAAUGAGAAUCCCCCCAAACUUCACCAAGAACUAUACAAGAAACUUACCCAAAUAUGUGACCUUGAGAGGUCCUAAUGGCAAGAUUUACCCACUUCAACUAAGGAAAGAUUCAGCUGGUUUCUCCUUUAAAGAAGAUGGGUGGGAUUCAUUUUUCAAAGACUCGGGUUUUCAAGGUGGGGAAUUCACAGUUUUCACUUAUGAUGAACCAUACUCACACUUUGAAGUGAGGAUUUUCGAUAUGAGUGGAUUGGAAAGAAUGCCAUUGAUGGGAAGGUAUGUAUUCUGACUCUCUUUCAGUUCAUGUGAAAUUUCAGAGAUGAAAGAAUGCUCUAACAGUUGAUUUAUUGUUGUUUUAAGCUGUGAUUCCAUGUCAUUGAGUGAAGAACUAGCAGUUCCUGCAAUUCCAUUGAAACAAGUUCAUCCAGAAGGCUCUA
This is a messenger RNA of Impatiens glandulifera, 631 nucleotides long. RefSeq names its product B3 domain-containing protein Os11g0197600-like. The transcript is spliced from 2 exons. Gene Ontology annotation, molecular function: DNA binding. The record is from RefSeq and is a predicted model, not a curated record. Lineage: Eukaryota; Viridiplantae; Streptophyta; Magnoliopsida; Ericales; Balsaminaceae. Bases 133 to 483 code for a protein of 116 amino acids.